This is a messenger RNA of Porites lobata, 1798 nucleotides long. The record is from the annotation of a GenBank genome assembly. Lineage: Eukaryota; Metazoa; Cnidaria; Anthozoa; Scleractinia; Poritidae.
AUGACCGAGUGGGCCAAGAGUUUUGAACAGCGAAGUUUAACCGGUAGUAAACCUCGCCUUGCCUUUUCGAUUGAUAGUAUUUUGGGAAGAAAUGAUGAACCCGCGCUCCUUCCAGCGCAGCAUGUUCGAACAGAGGCAAAUGAAGAAGAGCGUAGGUCUUGUGAAUCAGCUCCGGUAGUCACCGAAGGCUGUAAAAGCAUUGCCCAGUUGCCCUGGUUGUCUUAUACACGUUACUCACCCCCUAAACUUCCAAGUAAGUAUAAUUCACUCACUGCUAUUUUGAAAGUUAGAUAUGAAUUACUAGAUGUUUGCACUUAGACUGAACACAAACUUCGACAUCGCCCAAUUGAAGUUUAACGUUGUGCGGUUUACUGUUUGACUGAGAGCCAUGAUUUUACUUUCACAUAUUUUGCCUGGGUGCAGAUAGCAGGUAGCGUAGAGUCGGCGUUUCCCGAAGAGAAUCUUGCGACUACCUUUAGCUGAAGGUCGUCCCUCUCUAAAAACGCUUACGUGGACAGCUAACCUCAGUAGUCGUUUUUAACUAAUUUUCUUUCGUUCCUACCUUUAAAAAGAACUUGUGAGGUGAUAAUCAUAAAUUUAUUCGAUAAUUAUUAUCUAUAAAGCAGUCAUGUUUUUAAUGUUCCAGUAAUCUAUUUUAAUGAAUUUAACAUCACUUAUCCACUAGAAGCAAUUUAACCCUUCUACUCCCCAAGAGCGGCCAAUGACAAAAAAUCCACAUGUUUUUAAAAUUUCAUAAGAAAUAAUUCGUACUAUAGAACAGUUCUGCUAAAGAGGUUUCCUUUGAACGGUAACACCAUAAGCUUUCGAUGACAGAUUUUAAGGAGUAGCGAUCCUGCCAUAAGUUGGUCUAGGUUUAGUAUUUUGUAGCAUGACUUUCCGAAUGGACUAAACACUAGAGAGGAAGUUCUCCAUGACAACAGCUUUGGGGAAGAAAAUAAGUGGUCUUUUUUAGGGAGGUUAAUCCUUUCACUCUCAAAAGUGGAAAAGUCAAAUUUCAACAAAAAACUGCAAAUUUUAUGAUGUAAAUGCUGAAAAACAAAUAGCACCAUGCGAUAUUACUGCCAGAGAGAUUUUAUUUGAAAUGUUACACCUCAGGAUUUCGUCGACAGACUCAAAAGUUAGAAACACGUUACAAGAUUCCAGCAUUUACUGUGGGAGUGAAAGUGUUAAAACAACUGUGACUGUACCCGCCUCGAUAAGAAAAAAUUGCCCCUGGAAAAGUUACGGUCAGUAGGGUUCGAUUGUAGUAAGUAACACAUAACUUUUACUUUCAAGUCUAAACGCCAUGUAUGAUAUACCCCGUAAUAUAAAAGGCCCUAAUUUUCUGAAUUACUUAGGGUCGAAAAGAAAGGCAAAGAACUGUAAGCGUCGAUCAAGUGGCAGCCCCAGAGUGCCUUUUUCCUCUGCCCAGCUGAUAACUUUGGAACAAACAUACACAGAAAAUCGCUACCUCUCUGGACCACAGGUUGCUGAGCUGGGAGCCAGCUUGAAACUUCCACAUCACCGUAUAAAGAUAUGGUUUCAAAAUCGCCGUGCAAGAGAGAAGAGAAACCAAGAGGACACUCCAGUGAGAGCCAAGUCGGAAGAGUGCUCAGCACAACAGCACCAAUUUGACUACUCGCAUAACACGCCCUAUUGUAUUCCUUUACUCUCGCUGGGUACAAGCUUUCCUCUGAACUAUUUUGCGUUGCAGAAUUAUUACACUUCACACAGCAAUUUUCGCAGCAGAUGUGUAAACUUUGACGUUUAUGGUCGGUGUGAAUGUACGGAUUCUUAG